AUGUCUGGCCGCGGCAAAGGAGGAAAAGUCAAGGGAAAGGCAAAGUCCCGAUCAUCUCGUGCCGGACUUCAGUUCCCAGUUGGUCGUAUCCAUCGUCUGCUCCGCAAGGGCAACUACGCAGAACGUGUCGGAGCUGGAGCUCCCGUCUAUCUGGCCGCUGUCAUGGAAUAUCUGGCAGCUGAAGUGCUGGAAUUGGCAGGAAACGCCGCUCGUGACAACAAGAAGACCCGUAUCAUCCCGCGUCAUCUUCAGCUGGCCAUCCGCAAUGACGAGGAGUUGAACAAACUGCUCUCGGGCGUCACCAUCGCUCAGGGAGGUGUUUUGCCCAACAUCCAAGCCGUUCUGCUGCCCAAGAAGACCGAAAAGAAGGCUUAA
Uranotaenia lowii is the source of this 375-nucleotide messenger RNA. Its product is annotated as histone H2A. Gene Ontology annotation, molecular function: DNA binding; protein heterodimerization activity; structural constituent of chromatin. The transcript has a single exon. The record is from RefSeq and is a predicted model, not a curated record. Gene Ontology annotation, cellular component: nucleosome. NCBI's taxonomy places the organism in Eukaryota, Metazoa, Arthropoda, Insecta, Diptera, Culicidae. The coding region runs from base 1 to 375 and encodes 124 amino acids.